GAUUGGUGGGCGCAACCAAUCCAGACCUGCCGGCUGCCUUGGAAACCGGAAGUUAGGGUCGUGGCCGCCGCCACGGUCUACGCUAUGCAGAGGGAGGAGAAGCAGCUUGAGGCAUCAUUAGAUGCACUGCUGAGUCAAGUGGCUGAUCUGAAGAACUCACUGGGGAGUUUCAUUUAUAAGUUGGAGAACGAGUAUGACCGGCUGACCUGGCCCUCUGUCCUCGACAGCUUUGCCCUGCUCUCUGGACAGUUGAACACUCUGAACAAGGUUUUGAAGCAUGAAAAGACACCACUGUUCCGUAACCAAGUCAUCAUUCCUCUGGUGUUGUCCCCAGACCGAGAUGAAGAUCUCAUGCGGCAGACUGAAGGGCGGGUACCUGUUUUCAGCCAUGAGGUAGUCCCUGACCAUCUGAGAACCAAGCCUGACCCUGAAGUUGAAGAACAGGAGAAGCAACUGACGACGGAUGCUGCCCGAAUUGGUGCCGAUGCAGCUCAGAAGCAGAUCCAGAGCUUGAAUAAAAUGUGUUCGAAUCUCCUGGAGAAAAUCAGCAAAGAGGAGCGAGAAUCGGAGAGUGGCGGUCUGCGGCAGAACAAGCAGACCUUUAACCCUACAGACACCAAUGCCUUGGUGGCUGCUGUUGCUUUUGGGAAAGGACUGUCUAAUUGGAGACCCUCGGGCAGCAGUGGUCCAGGCCAGCCAGGCCAACCAGGAGCUGGGACAAUCCUGGCAGGAGCCUCGGGAUUACAGCAGGUGCAGAUGACAGGAGCUCCAGGCCAGCAGCAGUCCAUGCUCAGUGGAGUGCAAAUGGGCCAAGCAGGUCAACCAGGAAAAAUGCCAAGUGGAAUAAAAACUAACAUCAAGUCAGCUUCAAUGCAUCCCUACCAGCGGUGAGUGUGGCCAGAAACCUUCCCUCCAGGUACUCCUGGCAGAGCUGAUGUAGAUGAAUACAAUAAAGAGAACAUGGAUGUGCAGCAACAGACAAACCUCCACAUCACUGGCUAGCUGUUUGUCCUUUGCAGGUUACCUGGUUUAUCUGAACCUGUAACAGGGAUGUGGGUGGUGAGGGUGGUAACACCUACCUCGGGAUUAUGGUGAGGAUUAAUGUGAGAAUAUGAGUGUGAAACACCUGGUACAGUCCGUGACCUAAUGAGUAUUCAAUAAAUGAUAGUUUCUGCAGCCCUUUC
Echinops telfairi (small Madagascar hedgehog) is the source of this 1184-nucleotide messenger RNA. It is a transcript of the gene MED8, whose product is annotated as mediator complex subunit 8. Gene Ontology annotation, biological process: regulation of transcription by RNA polymerase II. The transcript has 7 exons. NCBI's taxonomy places the organism in Eukaryota, Metazoa, Chordata, Mammalia, Afrosoricida, Tenrecidae. Gene Ontology annotation, cellular component: core mediator complex; mediator complex. Gene Ontology annotation, molecular function: RNA polymerase II cis-regulatory region sequence-specific DNA binding; transcription coregulator activity. Bases 85 to 891 code for a protein of 268 amino acids. The record is from RefSeq and is a predicted model, not a curated record.